This is a messenger RNA of Alosa alosa (allis shad), 4804 nucleotides long. It is a transcript of the gene tada2b, whose product is annotated as transcriptional adaptor 2B. Gene Ontology annotation, cellular component: nucleus; SAGA-type complex. NCBI's taxonomy places the organism in Eukaryota, Metazoa, Chordata, Actinopteri, Clupeiformes, Clupeidae. The record is from RefSeq and is a predicted model, not a curated record. Gene Ontology annotation, biological process: regulation of transcription by RNA polymerase II; chromatin remodeling. Gene Ontology annotation, molecular function: zinc ion binding; transcription coactivator activity; chromatin binding.
AGCUGACCGGAGACACUCUAGUACGCAUGCCCUCCCUGCGAGGUACUGCUGCUUCCAACAACAAGCAGAAGCCAGCAACAUGGCCGACCUGGGGAAGAAGUAUUGCGUGAACUGCCUAGCAGACGUUACAAAUCUGCGGCUUCGCUGUACCGAUUGCCAGGAUAUAGAACUUUGUCCGGACUGUUUCUCUGCAGGCGCCGAAAUUGGUAAUCACCGCCGAUGGCACGGCUACCAGUUAGUAGAUGGCGGGCACUUUACCCUGUGGGGUCCCGAAGCGGAGGGAGGAUGGACGAGCAGGGAAGAGCAGUCGCUACUCGAUGCGAUCGAGCAGUAUGGCUUUGGAAACUGGGAGGAUAUGACUGCCCCAGGCAGGACCCCUCAGGAGGCCAUGGACCACUAUGUUACCAUGUACAUUCAUGGCAACCUCGGGAAGGCUUGCAUACCUGACAACAUCCCCAACCGUGUGACUGACCACACCUGCCCAAGUGGCGGUCCGCUGUCCCCAAGCCUAACCACCCCACUGCCCCCGCUGGACAUCUCUGUUGCUGAGCAGCAGCAGCUGGGCUACAUGCCGCUGCGGGACGACUAUGAGAUCGAGUACGACCAGGAGGCGGAGAAGCUGAUCAGCGGCCUGUCGGUCAACUACGACGACGAGGACGUGGAGAUUGAGAUGAAGCGGGCGCACGUGGACAUGUACGUGCGCCGGCUCCGAGAGCGCCAGCGCCGCAAGAACAUCGCCCGCGACUACAACCUGGUGCCCUCCUUCCUGGGCCGGGACAAGCGGGACAAGGAGCGGGACGGGCGCCCCGGCUCGGGGUUAGCAGGCGUCGGGGUCGGGGGGGGUGGCACAGGGACAGGGGCUGGUGGCGGAGCAGGAGGAGGAGGAGUAGUGGGGGUGGUAGGCGGACUGGGGGCCGCUCCCUUGGGAGCGGGGGGUGCUUCCACGGGCACGGUGGUUCCAUCGGCGGCUGUAGCGCCCAAGCGGAAGAUCACCAAGGAGGAGAAGGAGCAGCGGGUAAAGCUUCGCCCGCUCUGCCAGCUGAUGGCGCACCGCGAGUUCGAGGAGUUCUUCGAGAACCUGCACAAGGAGCGUGUGCUGCGCGCCAAGGUGCGCGAGCUGCAGCGCUACCGCCGCAAUGGCAUCACGCGCCUUGACGAGUCGGCCGAGUACGAGGCCGCCCGGCACAAGCGCGAGAAGCGCAAGGAGAACAAGAGGAGCCAAAGCGGUAGCAGUGGCGGAGGAGGAGGUGGCCAGGGAGGGGGCGGGGGAGGCGGAGGUGGAGGCGGAGGUGGAGGAGGAGGAGGCGGCACGUGUCCCGGAGCGGGCGGCAUCAAGGAGGAGGGCAAGGACGGCGAGUUCUCAGCCAUCGAGAACCUGACAGGCUUCGAAUUGCUGUCUGACCGCGAGAAGGUGCUCUGCAACUCGCUCAACCUCACCCCAGGGCGCUACCUGACUGUCAAGACUAUCAUCAUCAAGGACCACCUGCAGAAGAGGCAGGGGAUCCCUUCCAAGAGCCGCCUGCCCAGCUACCUGGACAAAGUGCUAAAAAAGCGCAUUCUGAGCUUCCUUACGGAAAGUGGCUGGAUAUCCCGGGAUGCAUCCUAACAGCCUGGAAAAUGGACAGGGUGUUUUUUUUUUUCUUUUUUCCCUCAUUUUCUCAUGUCUCAUUAUGUUUGAAAUGGGGCCAAAUUGCUGGACACUACAUGCAGUCCUUAUUCAGAUGUCCAUGUAUUUACUGAUGUACAGUCAAGAAACAGAAACAAUAUUCCAUGUUUUUUAGAAAAAAGAAAGAAAGAAAUCCGUUCCAGUCCUCAACCUGAAAGGAACAAAUAUGCCUCUAUAUUUUAUACUAUACAACAGAGUGAGACUUUACAAAGAGAUAAGAAAAGGUUAGGCUAUAUUUCUAUACAGAAUUCCCUUCUACAUUCGUUUUGCCAAGGAAUCUCACAUACUAAUUAAGGUUUAUAAGCAUUUGGAUGUGGAAGCACUUUUUGCCUCAUUCUGAUGGUGAAGUAAGGGGGGGAGGUCAUUCUCAUUAAAAGAUGAUGUCCUGGAGAACCACAAGAUAUGGCAGCUAACCUUGUCAGGCUGCACUGCUAAAAGGUGCCAUUUUGUCUCCACCAUUGAAUAUCAAUUGCUUUGUGUUGUGGAAAACAAAACAAACAACAACAAAAAACACAACAACUUUGUUCAUCUCCCUCUCAGGUCUCCAUCAUAGUUCUGAUCAAAUCGACAGCUAUGCUGAUGCCUGUGUUGCCUCUUGAGGCUUCAAAGAAGCACAAGGUUCUUUUCUUUUGCCACAGUGUGCAUGUUUCUUUCUUUGCUCUUCCAAUCUCACAGCUUGUCCAUUGACUCUGAAGUGAGUGGAGCUGCGAUGUUUGAGUUUUCCUUGCCCAUCGUGUUGGAUGUGUUGGGCUGAACAUGUUCUUUUUACUGGUGUGUUGGAGGCGCAUAUGGUUUAAGUGCUGUGUUGCAAUUUCUUGUGAAAAAAAAAAAAAGACAUGAGCAUGUUUACUCUUUCCUGCUGAUGCUCAAUGUAGUUUUUUUGUUUUAUAUUCCUUGCGUGAACUGUUGUCGGUCGGGUGUGUGCUUGGUCUAGCUGGCUUUAUUAACAUUGUAAAAUCACUGUUAUGGAUGCAUUGAUAAUAUCUUUGUCCAGGGGGAACUGUCCAGAAGAGAAAUAAUAGGUCCCGCCACUGUGAGCAACAUGGGAGUCUUUGCUAGAAAUUAAAGACUAGAUGUAUAGUCCAGAUCACGUUAGGUUAUGGUGCAGAGGUGCUUAGAUAUGUGGUUUCAUCAAUCAGUGUAUGUGGUUUGUGUGUACAAAAUGAAAACAGUGUUGCAGUGGAAACUAGUGAGAAUAAGUAUGCAUGUCCUUCCUGAAAGCCUUGUAAAAAAGAAACCUUUACCCCUUUGCUAAUAUAUUUUUGCUAUUUCCAAUGGAGGCAUAAUUUAGAUGAAACAUAUUUUUGUCCCAGUGUGCAUAAUUGUGUGUAUCUGUGUAUGGAAUAUGGACUACUGCUAUGUUAGGGACUCCUCAAACAUUGUGGCCCACAUAGAGAAUAUGAAGAACUACUAAAAGAAUGACAAAACCGAGUAAAAACAUUUAUAAAACAGAGAAAAGUGAAGGAGAUUGAAAUGGGGCAGAUAAGAUGGAUGAAGAAUGCUUCUGCAUUCCACUUUGUGUCAGGCAGAUUUUAUGCCUGAAAAGUAUUAAAAUAUGGCCUAUUUCCUGUGCAGACAGUCUUCAAAAGAAGAAAAAGAAUAUCCUUGACACCUAAGAUCACAGUCAGCUUUGUAGCUUUUGUUGGUGAGGAGGUACAGCCAAAGCAUUAACCUGAAAUCUAAAUCAAGGACCUGUGGGGUCCUCCCAUCUCUCUCCAAAAAGGAGAACACAAGCCCUUUCUGCCUCCUACUCAUUAUCGCACUGUUAUCAAAACAUUCUCUCUCACAUAACGCCAGCUUUUUUUUUUUUGUCUUUCUCAAGUGCUGUUCCAAGAUCAAAGGAAGGGAUGUUGUUCGUUGUAUCGACAAUUUAAAGAGAGAGAAAUCUAGUCACUUGCUUUUUUCUCCUUUACAGCCUUCUGCUGUCAGGCGCUCUUUGUAUGCCUUGUUUGGUGUGGCUGACUCGACCCCAUUUAAAUGUAAAUAGCAAAUUGACUAGCGAUGGCAUGCCAGGGACACAGAUGAAUACAAACGAGAUUUUGGGGUGCGGGGGAAUGGUUUUAAGCUGUCGUCCUCUCAUCACUUCCAUAAGUAAUAUUGCUGGACACACUACUUAUCUCGCCCUCUUCCCUUCGUGUCAGCCAUGUCAUGUUUGUGAUGGAGGCUUUCUGAAAGAAAGAAAAAAUUCUUUCUUCAUUUAUUCUUUGCUGGUGUGCUGGCUCCUAUAUCUUAACCACAAGCACUGGAGGAACCCUGACCAGUCUGAUUACUCCUGACAAAAAUGAAACUCUUAUUCAUUAAAAAGACAACAUAUUGUCAAGCAGGAAGUCACAUUACUGCUAUCGACUCGGUGCUUCCAGAUUUAAUAUGGUCACAUCUCUGUAGAGUGGGAAACUGUGACCAAAUCAGGUACCUUUAUUAAUCAAGACUUUGUGUGGAGACCUCGGUAACCAUUAUCCAGUUCAAAAUGUCUGUAGUUGUGUGUUGUCAAUAUCAUGCCAAACUUUUCAGAGCUGAUCUUACAUUUAGUAUGUUGGAAUCUAGAGUAGCUAAACAUGAUCAAAGUUGCUUUGAAAAUGCUUCAAACCAAACAUAUCCUAUCUUUGUUUUGUAGGCAUUUACCAGGUCUUUUUUUUUUACAGCAGUUACAAGGCCAGAUACAGAAAUAGGACAAGCAAAUAAUUAUAAGCAAAAUUUCCUCUAUUCUACAAUCCUUUUUGUGUUUUACAUUGGGUAUACAAUUGUACAUUUUAUUUCAGUGGGACGUAUUGUGAAGUAUCUGAGUGAAUGUAAAUAAUGUUUUGAAACUGAAAUAUUUGAAAAAGAAAUGGGAUAUUCAAAACAAUGACCUGUGAAAUGUAAAGUAUUUUAUUUCAAGAGCAGUUUUUAUAACUUUUGUAAGGAAAAAAAACUGAGAGCGAUGUUCGCUUUUACAAAGUUGCUUUUUAUCUGUAUGUUGUCCUAGCAUGCAGUUGAGUUGUUUUUAUGUACCUGUAGUACGCUCAGCAGUGGUAGGCAGGUUUAGUGGUUGAGGCCGUUAUGUGGGCUGGUUCUCUGCCCUGCAUUUUGUGAUUGCACAUUGCAAUUUGUUUGCGUCAACCUCUUGUUUUGUAUUAAAGUGCACAUACUUUAUUCUGA